Molecule: messenger RNA, 1372 nt
Organism: Populus euphratica (Euphrates poplar)
Lineage: Eukaryota; Viridiplantae; Streptophyta; Magnoliopsida; Malpighiales; Salicaceae
Exons: 4
Coding region: 379-1281 (300 amino acids)
Cellular component (GO): Golgi apparatus
Source: RefSeq, a predicted model, not a curated record
UUUUUCAUUGUAUUUUUCCUCUUUCGCUAACAUUGCAUAAAAAUAUUUUCGAUCCGAAAUCUUCAUUUUCUGAGCUACCAAACACACCCUAACCAACCAACGCCCACCUCACGCAACAAGACAAAAUCCCUUGCAUGCUGGACGGCAAGGAGACCCAUGGAGUACGGGAAUACAUAUCACGCCUCAACACUUUCUUCCAAGUGGCAGAAUCUUAUCCUUUCAAUCUCUCAUCACAUCUAAACACUAUACCAAACCCAAUCACACGCCGUUCAAAAUCCAUCACGCUAACCACCGCACGCUUUUUUCAUACACAGUGAGAGGAAGGAGGCGAAUUUGUACGGACUCUUCCUUUUCUUCUCCUCCUCCUUUCUUCCAGUGAUGGCGCCAAGAAAGAAGGCUGAAGUGACCAAACCGAAGCCGUCGCCGACGCCCGCGACUCGGAGGUCGGCUCGGAUGACUAGGAGCGCAGCUAAGCGACUUAAUGCGAGGUUGACUGAGUUACCUACCGACGCGAGGAAGAAGAGAAAGCAAGGGAAAGCAGAAGAGAGUAAGAAGAAGGUGAAAAUUGAGACUGAGACUGUAACCGCGACUUCUACGGAGGCGCAGGCGGAGGUCAACUCGCUGGAGGAGGAAGAAGAAGACGACGAGGACGAGGAGGAUGCUAAGGAAGAGAGUACUUGUAUUGGUGAUGGAGUCAAUAAGACUACUGUGAUCGAACAUUGCAAACAGUGUGAUGCAUUCAAGACUAUAGCUAUGCAGGUGAAAGAUGGUUUGUUGAGUGCUUUUCCUGGUACCCUGUGUUGCUUAAUCCUGAGAAGAAGGGGAUGCUUUGAAAUACAAGAGGAGGGCGGGGAGACAUUCAUUAGUCUACUGGCAAACAAUCCGAUAACCACGGUUGCACCAGCAACAUGCAUACGUGAAGAAGCAGCUUUUGCAGGUGCAACAGCUGGUGCUUCCUCAGCCACUUCUGUAUCAGCCUCUGGGGAGUCUGCGGGUACAUCAGCCACUGGCCCAUCAGCAGCCACUGGCCCCUCGGCUGGUGCUUCAGUUGGUGUAGAUGGUCCCUCCUUGGAUGGUGCAGGAGCCUUGGAAGGAGACUUGGUGGGGGAUUUGGCUGGAGUCUUGGCAGUUGGAGGUGCAGCUGGUGGAGUUUUAGUGCUUGGAGCUGGAGCAGGUGCCUUCUUGGGAACGGCAGCAGUACCAGGUGGUGGUGGUGGAGCCAUGUUCUCAAUCCCUGGAGUCUCAAUAGGUUCGCUGACUUGUAGCACCGAGAUGUUGUAAGGCUGCGAGUAGAUGGAUUUCACAAGUGAUGCAACGAGAGGAGCACCUUUCAUUGCUGAACCGAAUUUGAUUCCCUCAGCAGUUCUGCUGA